GUAUUAAGCACCAGUAGUGUUAAUGCGCUUGAAAUGACUUUUAGAAGACAUCAAGAUUUCCCGCUGGGAAAGCAGUGAGAUGACACUGGUUAACUACAAUCUAUAUGCUCGUGACAACUGAGCUGCUCAAGGAGGGAAGAACUCUGAGCUGAAUAGUAGUGGGUUCCUGGAUCUGGAAAGAAGAGGCCACCUUGGAACCAGUAAUGAACCAUCCUGACUACAAGCUGAACCUUCGGCCCCCCGGGACCCCCAGAGGUGUGUCCUCUGUGGUUGGCCCGCAUGGUGCUGGUGCUUCGCCAGGUGACAAAAAGUCAAAGAACAAGUCCAUGCGAGGGAAGAAAAGGAGCAUAUUUGAACCCUACAUGUCCAAGGAGGAUGUUUCAGAAGGCUUGAAGAGGGGAACACUUAUCCAGGGUGUAUUGAGAAUCAAUCCAAAGAAGUUUCAUGAAGCCUUCAUUCCUUCUCCGGAUGGUGAUCGGGACAUUUUUAUUGACGGAGUCGUUGCUCGUAAUAGAGCCUUAAAUGGGGACCUUGUUGUUGUAAAACUGCUUCCCGAAGACCAGUGGAAGCCAAGGAUAACCUUGUCUCUGCCUGGAGUGCUGGGAUUACAGGCAAUUAAAUCAGAGAGCAAUGACAAAGAAACAGAAGUUACUUAUGAAGCUGAUAUCUCUGAGGAGUGCUGUGGACACCAGCAGCAGUCCCCAAAAGGCUGUAAUAGUCCUGAUGUCAUUAUAGAGGCUCAGUUUGAUGACAGCGACUCAGAAGAUAGACAUGGCAACACUGGUGUGCUGGUUGAUGGUGUUAAGAAAUUGACACUUCGUACUCCUGACAAAGGAAAAGACGAUUCCAGUGCUCCAGUUACAAAAGAUGAGAACACCCCCAUGUCACAGGACACAAGAGCCUUACCUGAGAAGUCACUGCAGAAAUCAGCAAAGGUGGUUUACAUCUUGGAGAAAAAGCAUUCCCGUGCAGCAACUGGCAUCCUCAAACUCUUGGCUGAUAAGAACAGUGACCUGUUUAAGAAAUAUGCCCUGUUUUCCCCUUCAGACCACCGAGUGCCUAGAAUUUAUGUACCUCUCAAGGAUUGUCCCCAGGACUUCAUGACCCGGCCUAGAGAUUAUGCCAGCACACUAUUCAUCUGCCGCAUCAUAGACUGGAAGGAGGACUGUAACUUUGCCCUGGGGCAACUGGCUAAGAGUCUUGGGCAGGCUGGUGAAAUCGAGCCUGAAACAGAAGGGAUCCUGACAGAAUAUGGUGUGGACUUCUCUGAUUUUUCUUCAGAAGUUCUUGAAUGUCUCCCUCAGAGCCUACCCUGGACAAUUCCACCUGAUGAAUUAUCCAAGAGAAGAGACCUAAGAAAAGACUGUAUAUUCACCAUUGAUCCAUCAACUGCUCGAGACCUCGACGAUGCACUCUCCUGCAGGCCUCUCACUGAUGGCACCUUUGAAGUGGGUGUCCACAUCGCUGACGUGAGUCACUUCGUUCCUGAGGGAUCCUCUCUGGAUAAGGUGGCUGCUGAGAGAGCCACAAGUGUCUACUUGGUUCAGAAGGUAGUUCCGAUGCUUCCCAGGCUUCUAUGUGAAGAACUGUGCAGCCUCAACCCCAUGACUGACAAGCUGACCUUCUCUGUGAUCUGGAAGCUGACCCCUGAAGGCAAGAUCCUUGACGAGUGGUUUGGCCGCACUGUCAUCCGUUCCUGCACCAAACUGAGCUACGAUCAUGCCCAGAGCAUGAUUGAAAAUCCGACUGAGAAGAUCCCUGAGGAAGAGCUGCCUCCCAUUUCUCCAGAGCAUAGUCCUGAGGAGGUACACCAGGCAGUCCUGAACCUGCACAGCAUUGCCAAGCAACUUCGCCAGAAGCGCUUUGUGGAUGGUGCACUCCGUUUAGAUCAGUUGAAGCUUGCUUUUACUCUGGACCAUGAGACUGGAAUGCCUCAAGGAUGUCAUAUCUAUGAGUACCGAGACAGCAACAAGCUUGUAGAGGAAUUCAUGCUCCUGGCCAACAUGGCAGUGGCCCACAAGAUCUUCAGCAUCUUCCCGGAGCAGGCCCUGCUGCGCCGGCACCCUCCACCACAAACAAAGAUGCUCAGUGACCUGGUGGAGUUCUGUGACCAGAUGGGACUGUCCAUGGAUGUCAGCUCUGCAGGGGCCCUCAAUAAAAGCCUGACCAGAACAUUUGGAGACGACAAGUACUCUCUGGCCCGGAAAGAGGUGCUCACCAACAUGUACUCCCGGCCCAUGCAGAUGGCACUGUACUUCUGCUCUGGGAUGCUGCAGGACCAGGCGCAGUUCCGGCACUAUGCUCUCAACGUUCCCCUCUACACACACUUCACCUCUCCCAUCCGCCGCUUCGCUGACGUCAUAGUGCACCGCCUCCUGGCUGCUGCUCUGGGCUACAGUGAGCAGCCAGAUGUGGAACCUGAUACCCUACAAAAGCAAGCCGACCACUGCAAUGACCGCCGCAUGGCUUCCAAGCGUGUGCAGGAACUCAGUAUUGGCCUCUUCUUCGCUGUUCUAGUAAAGGAGAGUGGUCCCCUAGAGUCUGAAGCCAUGGUGAUGGGUGUCCUGAACCAAGCCUUCGAUGUGCUGGUGCUGCGCUUUGGGGUGCAGAAGCGCAUCUACUGCAACGCACUGGCCCUUCGAUCCUACCACUUUCAGAAGGUGGGGAAGAAGCCAGAGCUCACACUCCUCUGGGAACCUGAUGAUCUUGAAGAGGAGCCAGUACAGCAGGUCAUCACCAUCUUCAGCCUGGUGGAUGUGGUCCUGCAGGCAGAGGCCACAGCCCUCAAGUACAGUGCUAUCCUGAAGCGACCGGGCCCUGAGCGUUCCCUGGGCCUGGAGAAGGAGUCUGAUGAGGAGCCUGAGGACUGAAUGCUAGCCCAAGCCAGGCCUGUGCCUGCCCUACCCUGCUGGCUUUUAGGAAUAGGACCUUUUGACACCAAAGGGGAUUUUUAAUUUGGUUUUUUAACAACUCAGGGGUUUGUUUUUAUUUCUUAUUUUUUAAUUUUAUUUUACUUUUGCAACUCAGUUUUUAAAUGAACUGGAAGGGAUACAGUGUGGUUGGGGGUCAGGGGAGGGAAUGCUGAGGCCUGGCCAGUGCUUCCCUGAGCAGAGAAGGUCCCAGUCUUCCUGGGCAGGCAGCCUUGCUUCGACCAGGCCACCCACUGCCCUUCCCUGCCCAGGAAAUGGGGGGUUUCAGCAAAUCAGUGUCAUGGAAUAAAAUCAAGUGUG
This is a messenger RNA of Chionomys nivalis (European snow vole), 3230 nucleotides long. RefSeq names its product DIS3 like 3'-5' exoribonuclease 2 (gene Dis3l2). The transcript has 22 exons. Lineage: Eukaryota; Metazoa; Chordata; Mammalia; Rodentia; Cricetidae. Gene Ontology annotation, molecular function: RNA binding; 3'-5'-RNA exonuclease activity. The record is from RefSeq and is a predicted model, not a curated record. Gene Ontology annotation, biological process: miRNA catabolic process. Gene Ontology annotation, cellular component: exosome (RNase complex); P-body. The coding region runs from base 204 to 2870 and encodes 888 amino acids.